Mus pahari (shrew mouse) is the source of this 4845-nucleotide messenger RNA. RefSeq names its product SHC adaptor protein 3 (gene Shc3). The transcript is spliced from 12 exons. Gene Ontology annotation, biological process: intracellular signal transduction; cell surface receptor protein tyrosine kinase signaling pathway. The coding region runs from base 2066 to 3847 and encodes 593 amino acids. The record is from RefSeq and is a predicted model, not a curated record. Gene Ontology annotation, cellular component: plasma membrane. Gene Ontology annotation, molecular function: receptor tyrosine kinase binding. NCBI's taxonomy places the organism in Eukaryota, Metazoa, Chordata, Mammalia, Rodentia, Muridae.
GCGCCGGCUGCAAGGACCCGCUCCAUUCACAGAAACGCUGGCUCGCUCGCCGGCCCUUUCAUUCACACAAACAGCAUCUCAUUCAUAUUCUGUCGGUUUUUCUUUUUCUUUUUCUUUCUUUCUUUCUUUUUUUGUCUGCUUCUAAUGAAGAAGACCACGGUUUGGGAAUGGUGGGGCUGACUUGCUUCAGAUUGGAGGGGGACUCCAAUCACCAUCGAAAUCGUCCGUGGGGUGCGCAUCUGCUGUUGCUAUGCGAGCUAGAGGAAGGGAGAAAAGAGAGUGCGGGGUGGCUGUUCGGCUAGGGCUGCCGCGCGGUUGGAGAGCGGUGGGGACGCGUUUGCUGCGCCAGGGCGGGCCUGGCCGCUCUGCGCUUUUUCGUCCUCUGGAACCGGCCUCACUUGCACGCCCGCCACGGGUGGCUCUCCCUAAACUCCGUUCCCGGGGCUCCCAGAAAACCUGGGAACCGCAGUGCCACCCGAGAUCAGCCCUGGGCGUGAGAAGACUCAGGGUGACCUGCUAGUGUGCUAGAAGGCAAAUGCAUUCGCUUGCACAGAAGUUACCAGGAAACUUUGACAGCGAUUGACUUCUCUGUGGUGCAGGUGAUCUGACUUAACGCAUGAGGCCACCUGGCAGAGGCCACCGAGGAAGGGCUCAGUGGGUCUCAGAAUCUUGGACAGAUCCUCGGGGAGGCUGUCGAUGUUCUAUUCUCCCAAGCGUCAGGAAGAAGGCCUGUGUCCCUGCAAGCCUGGGCCCGACUCCCAAGGAAGAGGCCAUUCUUGCUGUGGAUUUGAUGGGCAGUUAGAGCAGCCGCAUUUUUUCCCCCUGCCUGACUGCAGGGCUGCAAGCAGCAACUGAAGGGACAUUGAAACGGAUUGGUAGUGCUACUAAGGCAUGCUUCCAGGGCUUAAACACAUUUACUUGGAAUAAAACUGGAAACGCGGCCCUCUUUUUUCUUUUUUUUUUUUGGCAUGGAUUUCUGGAGCCUGUUGCCGCUCAGCAAAGAAGCACUGUUUUUGUUUGUUUGUUUGUUUGUUUUUUGGAAGUAGAUUUUUCAACUGAACCCUAGCUGAGUACAUCUGCUGACUGCUGUAAAUUAUUAGGGAACACCCCCCCCCGCGCUGUACUGAGAAGAAAUUUCUGUGCUGAUUUUUUUUUUUUUUCGUGAGUUGGUACAGGAAUUGCACCGCCACAGAUAUUCGUCAUGGCUGCUCCGCUGCUCUGAACAAGAAAAGCAAACCACAGGAAACUGACAGAGGUUUUUUUUCUCUUCUUCUUCUUCUUUCUUAAAUAUUCAUCUGCGGGUGAAGGGUCCCCCCUCUUUUUCUUCCUACUUAAAAAUUCUUGCUACUUUCCAAAAGCAGGAUUCAUCAGGAUUCGCCUUGAAGACUUCUUAAAACGCCUUCGUCACAUUUGAAAGCAUCCCUGUCAGACACUUCUGGGCUUCAUCCACAUGAGCUGAGCAAAGGAAGAGCAAACCUUUGCACAGAAUAAUGGGUUGCGGAAAGUUCAAGAGAUCAUUUGACAGGACUGGAUUUACCUUUGGCACAGAUGCGGGAUGGGGAGGGGGUAGGUGAAAAGGCAAAAGACUGGAAGGAAAUAUCUGCGAAGGUAGAAAAAGGAAAUUUGAGAACUGAUUGGCUGUAGUUGCUGUCAGCGGGUGGAUGUCGUUUUCUUCUCUCUCUUUUUGCUACAGGAAGUGAUUUGCGGAGCUCACCGAGCCUUUGUUGAGAAGGGUCUCCUCAGAGUGAGUCACGCUUUUGCUGGGAGCAGCCCAGUGCAGCUGGCCGCUCGCUCCAUCAGCGGCAACUAUGACUUUUGCAAGGCAAGCGUUCCACCCCAACCCUCGGUCUCCAGGGCCCGCGCUGCGUGGCUGCUGCUCUGCUGCCUUGUAACGGUGAAAAGGGCUCGGUCGUCGGCCUCGGCUGUCCCUCUCCGGAAAGGCUGUCCUGGGACCCGGGCUCCUCGUCCCGCUCGGGGGACCGCGGCUCGUGUGCUAUGCGCGGCAGUCCGCGCCGGGGCCGGCAGCAGCAGCGCCCGGGUGGAUGCGGCGAGCCCACGGAGGGGCAUGCUUCCACGCACCAAGUACAACCGCUUCAGGAAUGACUCGGUGACAUCGGUCGAUGACCUUCUCCACAGCCUGUCGGUGAGCGGCAGCGGCGGCAAGGUCUCGGCGGAGCCCGCGGCGAGCCCCUACCUGGUGUCGGGCGAGGCGCUGCGCAAGGCGCCGGACGAUGGGCCCGGCAGCCUGGGCCACCUGCUCCACAAGGUGUCCCACUUGAAACUCUCCAGCUCCGGCCUGCGUGGCCUGUCGUCGGCCGCCCGGGAGCGGGCAGGAGCGCGGCUCUCGGGCAGCUGCAGCGCGCCCAGCCUGGCGGCCCCGGACGGCGGCAGCGCGACCCCCGGGUCCCGCGCCCCGGCCGCCAGCAUGAGUGCCACCAGGAAGAGCCGGGCUGGCGACGAGCCACUGCCCAGGCCCCCUCGGGGCGCGCCGCACACCAGCGACCAGGUGCUGGGGCCGGGAGUCACCUAUGUGGUCAAGUACUUGGGCUGCAUCGAAGUUCUGCGCUCAAUGAGGUCUCUUGACUUCAGUACAAGAACUCAGGUUACCAGGGAAGCCAUCAGCCGUGUCUGCGAAGCUGUGCCAGGUGCCAAAGGAGCCCUCAAGAAGAGAAAGCCGCCAAGUAAGAUGCUGUCCAGCAUCCUGGGCAAGAGCAACCUCCAGUUCGCAGGGAUGAGCAUCUCCCUGACCAUCUCCACCGCCAGCCUGAAUCUGCGCACUCCUGACUCCAAACAGAUCAUAGCGAACCAUCAUAUGCGGUCCAUCUCUUUCGCCUCAGGGGGAGACCCGGACACAACAGACUAUGUUGCCUACGUCGCUAAGGACCCUGUCAAUCGCAGAGCUUGCCACAUUCUGGAAUGCUGUGACGGGCUAGCCCAAGAUGUCAUUGGCUCCAUCGGACAAGCCUUUGAACUCCGGUUCAAACAGUAUUUGCAGUGCCCUUCCAAGGUUCCUGCCCUCCAGGACCGAAUGCAGAGUCUGGAUGAGCCGUGGACUGAAGAAGAGGGAGAUGGUUCUGAUCACCCAUACUACAACAGCGUUCCCACCAAGAUGCCUCCCCCAGGGGGGUUUCUGGAUGCUCGAUUGAAAGCUAGACCCCACGCUCCUGAGGCAGCCCAGUUUGCAGGAAAAGAGCAAACUUAUUACCAGGGAAGACACUUAGGAGAUGCAUUUGGUGAAGACUGGCAGCGAGCACCCACCAGGCAAGGCUCCUUGGACAUCUAUAGCACACCAGAAGGGAAAACUCACAUUCCUGUAGGAGAAACACCAACCUAUGUCAACACCCAGCCAGUCCCACCACAGGUUUGGCCAGCAGCGACCAGCAGCACGGAGAGCAGCCCCCGGAAGGACCUCUUUGACAUGAAGCCUUUCGAAGAUGCCCUGAGAAACCAGCCCCUGGGCCCUGUGUUGAGCAAAGCCGCGUCUGUGGAGUGCAUCAGCCCCAUCGCACCCAGAGCCCCGGAUGCCAGGAUGCUGGAGGAGCUUAACGCUGAGCCCUGGUACCAAGGAGAGAUGAGCAGGAAGGAGGCAGAGGCCCUGCUACGGGAAGAUGGCGACUUCCUAGUCAGAGAGAGUACCACCAACCCCGGCUCUUUUGUCCUCACGGGCAUGCGCAAUGGGCAGGCCAAGCACCUGCUGCUGGUGGACCCGGAAGGCACGAUUCGGACGAAGGACAGGGUCUUUGACAGCAUCAGCCACCUCAUCAAUUACCACCUCGAGAGCAGCCUGCCCAUUGUCUCUGCCGGGAGUGAGCUUUGUCUCCAGCAACCAGUGGAGAGGAAACCCUGAGCUUGCCCUGCGCCCCAGCCCCCAUACCUUACGCCAGGUCAGGAGGACCUGGGCUCUGCCGCUCUCAGCCUAUGGAAACGGGGGCAACUGUCUGUGGGCCCAUUACCUUUAAAAGCCCCCCAGGGAGGUUUCCUUCAAGUUCAAAUUUCAUAAAUGUGUUCACACGAUUCAGACAUGCUUAUUAGAAGUGUACAUACCCACACAUCCUGUACAAAUGGCCCCGAUAUUUAUAUUUUUUAAGACUAAGAGAGAUGUGAGAGACUAGUGCUCUAUGCUGUGUGUUUUUAGGGAGAGGCAGGUUCGGCUGUAGUUGUUCCGGGAAAAAUAUUAACUAACCUGUUCUACUGGGAAAUUUUGCUAGGAAGUUGUUCUUAGGUAAUAAGCACAAUUCAAGGCGAAUGCAGGUGAGCUGGCAGCUCCUGGACAAACAGAAUUGUGAGAGAAUAUGGCAGCAUGCUGCCCAAACAUCUGCCCCUGCUGAUAGAGCUUUGUGUGAGUGCUGGUUCCAGUCUGCAGCUCGGCUCAUGGUUGGCAGUGUCUCCUCCGGGGUGGUGGUACCUCCCCCAGCCCUGGCUUGCUGGGUGCUGCCAGGGAAUGCCCUGAAUUGACAUUGUGUGAGUGGGUUUUCUGCCACAGGAUGACCCACUGAAUCCCCCACUCCAAAGUAGAUGGUACUCUGGCUUGUUUGGGUCAUGUUUCAGCAUGGGGAACCUUUAACUUCAAGCGUGUGUGUGUGUGUGUGUGUGUGUGUGUGUGNAGAGAGAGAGAGAGAGAGAGAGAGAGAGAGAGGUACAGAAUAAGACUUAACAUGUCUGAUUGGCAAAUGCUUCCUUGUCAGCCUGCUGAUGAUGUGAAUGUCUGAGGAAGUAGAAUUGUGCAUAUUCCUGGUCUGUAGGUCCUUCAAGCCAAUGUGACCAUCACAGGCUUUGUAUGGAAGGUGCCAGUGAAGUGGCCUCCCACCUACCUCUCGUAGUCAGUAGAACAAAAAAAAAAAAAAA